Condylura cristata (star-nosed mole) is the source of this 3669-nucleotide messenger RNA. RefSeq names its product chromosome unknown open reading frame, human C6orf106 (gene ILRUN). NCBI's taxonomy places the organism in Eukaryota, Metazoa, Chordata, Mammalia, Eulipotyphla, Talpidae. Bases 193 to 1068 code for a protein of 291 amino acids. The transcript has 5 exons. Gene Ontology annotation, molecular function: ubiquitin binding. The record is from RefSeq and is a predicted model, not a curated record. Gene Ontology annotation, cellular component: phagophore assembly site. Gene Ontology annotation, biological process: macroautophagy.
GGGGGGAGCGCGAGAGUGAGUGAGUGCCUGAGUGAGUUUACCCCUAUGAGGCGGUGAGAGGCCCGGGGCCUACCUCAAAGGAGCGGGGUCGCGGCGCCGGCUAGCAGCGGGCCCCCUUCUCGGUCCCCGGGUCCGGCGGCGCGGCGGCGGCUCGGUUGUGAGGAGGCGGGGAAGAGGUGUCCGGCCCCAGCCAUGGAGGGCAUGGACGUGGACCUGGACCCCGAGCUGAUGCAGAAGUUCAGCUGCCUGGGCACCACCGACAAGGACGUGCUGAUCUCCGAGUUCCAGCGGCUGCUUGGCUUCCAGCUCAACCCGGCCGGCUGCGCCUUCUUCCUGGACAUGACCAACUGGAACCUACAAGCAGCAAUUGGCGCCUAUUAUGACUUUGAGAGCCCAAACAUCAGUGUGCCCUCUAUGUCUUUUGUUGAAGAUGUCACCAUAGGAGAAGGGGAGUCGAUACCUCCUGAUACUCAGUUUAUAAAAACAUGGCGGAUCCAAAACUCCGGGGCAGAGGCCUGGCCUCCAGGGGUUUGUCUUAAGUAUGUCGGGGGAGACCAGUUUGGACAUGUGAACAUGGUGAUGGUGAGAUCGCUAGAACCCCAAGAGAUUGCAGAUGUCAGCGUCCAGAUGUGCAGCCCCAGCAGAGCAGGAAUGUAUCAGGGACAGUGGCGGAUGUGCACAGCUACAGGACUCUACUAUGGAGAUGUCAUCUGGGUGAUUCUGAGUGUGGAGGUGGGUGGACUUUUAGGAGUUACGCAGCAGCUGUCAUCCUUUGAAACGGAGUUCAACACACAGCCACAUCGCAAGGUAGAAGGAAACUUCAACCCGUUUGCCUCUCCCCAAAAGAACCGACAAUCAGAUGAAAACAACUUAAAAGACCCUGGGGGUUCCGGGUUCGACUCGAUCAGCAAAAAUACAUGGGCUCCUGCUCCUGACCAAACCGAGCAAGAUGAGAAUAGACUCUCACAGAACUCUGUAAAUCUGUCCCCCAGCAGUCACGCAAACAACUUAUCAGUAGUGACAUACAGUAAGGGGCUCCAUGGGCCUUACCCCUUCGGCCAGUCUUAAAACGGUGUGAGCAAGAAGAAAAAUUAACAAAAGACAGAAGGCCUGACUUUGGGGGGGAGGGCGAGGGGUUCCUCUGGAUUGCAGACACAUCGCACGGACCCGUGGCUCUGACCCCCCAUCUCAGAAGAAGAGGAAGAAGGAGAACAGACUAAUUUUGAGUAAAUGCUGUAUGCAUGUGUGAAUGCUGAAUCGCAGGAAUGGCAUUGAGGCUACCAAGAAGAAAUCCGUGCAGCCACCUUGGGUUUUGUUUAUUAGGCGUCAGUCUGACGAGUCAUUAGUCACUUGGGAGGGAAAAAACAUUUAAAGUGGGGGAAAAAAGCCAUCUUUUGAAACAAAAAUUACUUUGCCUACAGACAGGUUGUAGUUUUGAGCACAUGUUAAUUUUCCCCCCCUCUUUGCCCACUUUUAUUUUAGAUAAGGGAUAACAUACUCUUUAUAGACUAGCUGCUUGCUCUGGAAGCAAUUCAGGUUAAAAGCUGGCGUGGCAUGUUUGGGACUCUGGGUCAGUGCUACAGGAGGACAUGUGUCGUGCCACAUGACUCUAGAAGUCUCUGACCCCAUUUGUUUUUAAUGGCAUCGGCCAAUGAGUUAUCACCCUUUUCCUCUUCUUUUCUCUUUCAUCUUCUGUUGAUUUACACCUUUGACAUUUGUAUUCAUUAACCCUGUGGCUUGUUACCAUUAGAACCUCUCUGAAGACCAAACUUCCCUGUGUGGCCAGCAGAGGAAGCCUUGAGGACAGAUCUCGGGUGACGUGGGAGUUUCAGAGGCUGACAGGUGUUCUUCUGCACACCCUUGUAACAAUUCAGAUUGCUUUUCUUCCAUGUUUCCCUUGGCAGAGAGAAAUGCCAUCAUGCUUACUGCUUUUUUGGAUUCUUCGUGCACUGUGGCUUCCCCCUCACUCUGGGAACCGUGCCUCUGUGCUAGGUGUUUGUGUGUGCCACGCACGCGUGGGAUUGGUGCAGCUCACCAGCAAGUGUGCAGCGGUGAGUGUGAGGGCGCCCCAUGCUCCUCUGUGAUCACACAGCUCCCUUCCCUCAAGUUGUCCUUUGUGGUGUUCUCACAGCCUGUUAGUAGAGGCUGAGCUGUUGAGGUAUGAAAACACAGCCCCACAUGGGGAGUUGGCCACGGGGAUGGACUGUGUGAUCUCGGAGACCACAUUUAGUUGGAAAUGAGAGCCUCUGCCCUAGCAGGGUGUUGGGUAUCGGAGAUGGUGGGCGAGGGGCAGCCGGGCUGGAGCAGGGCUGACUGGCUGGCUGCUCCCUUGGCAGGUAGCCCCACUGGCGUGCUGUAGAUUCAAGCAGGUUGAGAUGUGGACCUCUCCAUGGGAAGCUUGAACCAGGCUAGAACAGCUGUCUGCCAAAGAUACAAGAAUAUGCAAAGUCCCUCUUCUCUUCUUGCCCCCUCCUUCCCUUGAGUCUUGGUCGGUUUGCUAGCCGGGGAUAUGGAUCUAAGGUGCAGUUGCAGGGUCGCCUGCCUGUUACCACACCACCCCCCACGGGGGUGAGACAGGCAAGCAGGGAGACCACGUGACAAGCGGCUGCAAGGGGUCAUAUAGCCUGGGUGUGGGUGCGGGUCUGCCUGCCUGUCUGUCUCUGUUUGGGUGUCUGAGUUCCAAAACUGUGUGUUGUUUGUUCCUCCUCAUCCUCUUCUAAGACUGUUUUUUAAAGUUUGAUUGUGGGAGAAAGCUUGUAUGAAAUUCGCCCUUUGCUUCCCCACCUGCCCCCCCCCCAAAAAAAAAGAAAGUAAAUAAAAAGAGGAAUAAAUAUUGGUCCACUGGAGAAGCCUUGGGAGGGAAGAGCCAGCCUGCUGAGAAGGGGUUGUAGCUGGGGCCGGGGCUAGACAAGGGCACACGCCAGAGCAGCCCCUUUCUGUACACGUGGUGUAUGCCCCAUUUCUGAGCAGAGGAGCGUCCUUGCAAGGUGCCCCCGCCACCACUGGCCCAUGCCAGGAGCUCACAGUGGCUUUUUGGCUAGGGCCCUAUUCACCCAGUCUGCUGCUGUUUGUUGGUGCCAACCUCCUGGGACACUGCCACCUUGGAGCCCAACGUGCCCUGCGCAGCACGUCUCAGGCUGCCCUGGCAGGAUCAUGGGAGGCUUUACAUCCCUGGUUUUCUGACUCCUCAUCUGCCCGAACGAGUGUUGCUGCCCGCUCCCGCCAAGGGCUCCCUGCCAUUCUUCAGCAGCCGUGGCGUGGGCUGUGGCAGGAGAGACCUCGCCCUGCUGGCGGCCGCCUGUUCCUCUUGCUUGUAGGCAGCCUCACCCAGCAAGGCAACUGGCCCAUGCAUGUUGACUUUCCUUCCAAGAGCAAACCAAUUCUGGGCACAUCCUUGGAAAAGUGAGCUGCUCUCAGAGGGCAGGGCAAGCGUCGGCCACCGAGCAGGGCCAGGGAGCCUGUGGCGUCCCCACGACCAGGGGAUGUCAGCACCACUCCUCUUGCCUCCUCCCGGUGGUUUGGGUUCUGAGCAACGCCUCAAGCCCUCCCCUGCCCUCCCCACCUGCUGGAGUGGUACAGGCUUCCUCUCAUCUCAGCCCAGGGGUCCCGUUCCUCCGGAGUCUUCACCAGACAGCAGGCUGCCUCUGGGCAGGACCGGUGUCUGGCAUC